UGGCGGAGGCCAAGUAGCAAGGGGGCGGAGUGUGGCCGCCGGAAACCCGGCCGCUGCUGGGGGAGCUGCGGGCGAAGGCCCGGGAGCAGCGGGCGAAGGCCCGGGAGCAGCGGGCCGAGGCUGGCAAGAUGCUGUGCCCGGGAAGCGUCGUUAGUUACUGCUGAGGAAGGUGAAGCACAGAGCUGCCUUCCCGGACUCCCGGCGCCCCCUAUGUACGCCUCUCUGGGCUCGGGUCUGGUCACCGCUUUGCGUGCUUCUGCACCACCUUUUACUCUCGGGUCCUGGAGCUCCGGCAGCGGCAGCGGCAGCGGCUGUGUACCGCAGGAGAGAAAGCGCCCAAGCGGCGUCCGUACUUCUUGCCGCGGGGCGAGCGUCUGGCAGGCCUCCAGUUGGACCCUGGCUUUGCAAGCCCUCCAUUCUCACACCGUGCGAGGGAGUCGCGACGCCUGCCGCCCUCCGCACCUUUCCUGGCUCCUGGUGAAGCUUCACCGGUCCAAGCGGUCUCUCCUUCGCGUUAGGUCCAAGGGUAGCCAAGGAUGGCUGCAGCUUCAUAUGAUCAGUUGUUAAAGCAAGUUGAGGCACUGAAGAUGGAGAACUCAAAUCUUCGACAAGAGCUAGAAGAUAAUUCCAAUCAUCUUACAAAACUGGAAACUGAGGCAUCUAAUAUGAAGGAAGUACUUAAACAACUACAAGGAAGCAUUGAAGAUGAAGCUAUGGCUUCUUCUGGACAGAUUGAUUUAUUAGAGCGUCUCAAAGAACUUAACUUAGAUAGCAGUAAUUUCCCUGGAGUGAAACUACGGUCAAAAAUGUCCCUCCGUUCUUAUGGAAGCCGUGAAGGAUCUGUAUCUAGUCGUUCAGGAGAGUGCAGUCCUGUUCCUAUGGGUUCAUUUCCAAGAAGAGGGUUUGUAAACGGAAGCAGAGAAAAUACCGGUUAUUUAGAAGAACUUGAGAAAGAGAGAUCAUUACUUCUUGCUGAUCUUGACAAAGAAGAAAAGGAAAAAGACUGGUAUUAUGCUCAACUUCAGAAUCUCACUAAAAGAAUAGAUAGUCUCCCUUUAACCGAAAAUUUUUCCUUACAAACAGAUAUGACCAGAAGACAAUUAGAAUAUGAAGCAAGGCAAAUCAGAGUUGCAAUGGAAGAACAACUAGGUACUUGCCAGGAUAUGGAAAAAAGAGCGCAGAAUAUUUCACUGCUUUUUAAGUUGUAUGCAAAAAAGGGAAGUCCUCAUUUAAGGAAAGUAGAAAGGGAACAUAGAGAAUAG
Molecule: messenger RNA, 1262 nt
Organism: Leptonychotes weddellii (Weddell seal)
Lineage: Eukaryota; Metazoa; Chordata; Mammalia; Carnivora; Phocidae
Source: RefSeq, a predicted model, not a curated record